Messenger RNA from Puntigrus tetrazona (Sumatra barb), 3263 nucleotides. It is a transcript of the gene bag4, whose product is annotated as BCL2 associated athanogene 4. Gene Ontology annotation, cellular component: cytosol; nucleus; cytoplasm. The transcript has 5 exons. The coding region runs from base 190 to 1383 and encodes 397 amino acids. Lineage: Eukaryota; Metazoa; Chordata; Actinopteri; Cypriniformes; Cyprinidae. Gene Ontology annotation, molecular function: protein-folding chaperone binding; adenyl-nucleotide exchange factor activity. The record is from RefSeq and is a predicted model, not a curated record. Gene Ontology annotation, biological process: protein stabilization.
CGCCGUGCAGCGUACAUGCCAGACAAAAUGGGAAAUAUAUCCAGUUGACGCACUGUAGCUACAGCAUUUUGUGAAACGUGGCGGCAGUCCGUUAAGGGCCCGUUUCGAGAAGACCCCUUUCACUCUAAACCAAGCUGUGACGGACGGAAGUGAACUUAGGACGGAAAGAGUUUAGUGGUUUAGUCACGAAUGGCUUUCGACUCAGUUGGCAGCGAUAGAGGCGGAGGUGAGGCUGCGUGGAUCAUGCAUCAGCAGAUGCAGUCUGAUCCCAAGUCAUCCUGGCCUUCCAGCUACAACUCAGACAACAAUAACUGGAACAACGGCAUGGAAUCUCAGUAUCCUGGAUACUCAAAUUAUUGGUAUCCUCAGUCGCACUCGGCGGGACCUUACGGCAGCACGUACCCCCCUGGAACAGAGGUCAAUGGACAGGCGUCAUACAAUCCCCAGGCAAUGUCAGCCUAUCCCAAUGGGGUGUACAAUCCAGGACAGUACUCCACGAGUAUGCUACAUCCCUCCAAUCCCUUCUACUGCAGUGACCAAGUUCCUUCAAGACAACCUCAGUAUCACAGCCAGACCUGCCCUGAGCAAAAUGCUGGGGGUUCGGCUCCUCCCCCCUACCCUGUUACUCACUGCCAAGGGGCCCCUGGAUACCCAGCAGGAUCGUACCCUCACUACGGAGAAGGAUGCCCUCCGAAUGCUCCCUACCCCAACCAGCAGCCCAUCCUCUCGAGACCCCAGCACGAGGCCUGGUCCCACUCUGGAGGCUACGGCCACACACCGGCCCAACAGCAAUGGCCGUCCAAUACCCAGACACCCCAUGGCCACUAUAAUCAUGUACGACCACCUCACCCUCCACCCUGGCAAGGACCUGCACCACCUCCAUAUGAGCACAAGGAUCCACCAUAUCACAGUCAGCCUCAUAUGCACCCUCGAAACCAGCCUCCAGGCUCCAAACCACGAGCAAGCACUCCAAACCCAACUCCACCUCCACCCAAAGCCGCCCAGUUCAGCGCCCCACCUCAAAUCUACAACAAGGCUCCCUCCGGAUGUGGAGGCCCCGAGCCCAAUCCAAUCCAGAACGAACAACCUCCAACGUCUUCCCGCCAAGGGUCGUCCGCUCCAGCUCCAUUAAGCGAUAAUCCCAGCCUGGCUCGAGUUCAGCAGGUUCUGGCCAGAGUUCAUCUCCUCCAAGAGGACGUGGAUGAGUUUGUAGGGAAAAAGACGGACAAGAGCUACCGGUGCCUGGAGGAACUUUUGACAAAAGAGCUGCUGGAAUUGGACUCGGUGGAGACCAACGGGCAGGACGUCGUUCGACAGGCUCGCAAAGAGGCCGUCCAGAGGAUCCAGGCCAUCUUGGACCGCCUUGAGAAAAAAGCUUUCUAAUAACAGAGUGGAUUGAUUAUAAUGGUUCGGGUUUUCUUUUUCUUCUUUUUAAUGAUAUCUCGUCAUGAUAACAAAUUAAGAUUUUCAGUUAGUCAGCAUUACCUUUGUGGCAUUUUAGGGGUCUUGUACCCUGCUGAUGGUAAUGUAUUAGUUGAAAUACAGGCGCAAAAUGUCCUAAUCAUUGCAGUGCCAUACUCAAACCAGCCUUCUGCCAUCCAGCAAAGAGCAGCGGCAGUCUGACAUCUGCUCAGAAUUAAACAGAAGUCUCAUUGCAUAACACCAUCUUAAGUUUUUGGGGUUUUUUUUAGUCUAGGCAGACUGAAAAUAAUAAAACAGAGCUAACUUAACCACAUUUUAAUACUUCCAUGGGUUUUUGGUAGCACAGCUUUUCAAGAUCAGAGUCUUUUGCACUUGAAAUGUUGUUUAGCACUAAUAUUACACCAACACAUUAUUCAUUUUAUUGUAAAAUAUCUUGAUUAAUGAAUAAAAAAGGUCAGUUUUUUUGUAACUCACUCCAUUUAAAUUCAUCCCAUUUUCUGUUGUGUUUUGUAUUCGUUUUAUCUCCAGUUUCAUUCAGUCACCUUCAUCGAUCACCUAGCAUCAAAAAGCUAGGUCCGUUCUUCAACGCACACCUCAUGCAAAUCACUUUCAACCCAAGCAGUUUUCUGUUGUUUAAUGUGACAAAUUGCCGUUACACAAAAUUCCCAGUCUUGGAGAUUCCUAUUGAAAUAAUUGUAAUCUCAUUACCACAAACGUGACUGGACACGCAAUCUCAGAGCAACCUUCAGUACCACCUGCCUCUUAACAAGCAAUAGCGAGUAACAAAUCAUGGUUUUCCAAAGCUGCGGUGUAUAAAAGUAGGCUGUUUUAUAAAAAUACAAACUCUUUGAUAUGUUUUGCCCCCAAAACUGAAUCCAUCAAACCAUUGCACGUGGUCUUUAAGGAUCAAUGAAGCCUACACUGCAUCUCCUGUGCUCACUUCCUUUGAUUGUGCACCUGCUUCGCGGUUCAUCUUUUAGUGCAGGCCUUGGUGUUAACAUGAUUGUUUACAUCCUGCAGACUUUUGGGUAUUCUUUUCCUUCGUGCGACUACUGAUCUGUAGCUGAUUCAAUGCAUCUGCGUCAGUGUUCAGGUGGUGGUAGCCAUCUGCGGGGCCUGUAUACAGUCGAAGCCUUUUUAAAAAAAAAGACAAAUAAUGUACAGUUUAUAUCUGAAGGACUGGAGCAGGGAUGUGGAUUAUGGACAGAGCAUCAGCAGUUCUCCAUGGAAUAAAAGUUCCCUUUAACUUCACCACAUUUAAUACUUUGCACCAAAGUCACUGACAUCACGGACCGUUCAACAGGUCUUCCUCCUACCACACAGAUCUUACGUCUGUUUUGUAACCAGGAAAAACAGUGCCAUAAUAUCAGCAGGUGCUUUUUCAUACCACAACAGAGAAGUAUCUCUAAUACUAAAAAACUGCAAAUCAACCGAGCUCUGCAUGAAGUCUCGGAUUCCAUGUUUAUCUUAAUUGUAUGUGUUUUCUCUCUCUGUAAAUUUUCUCUUAUGUAUACCUGAAAUUGUUUAUUAGAUUAAUCUUUACAGAAAAAAGAAAAGUAUAUUUGUAUAACGAAUAUAUUGAAAACACAAAUCCCAAGUAAGGACCAAAAACCUGCCUGCUGAAGUCCCCAUGUAAUGCAUGUUUUUGAACACGAGAGGGGACUUUUUCUUUAUCAUGUUGUAGGACUGAAAGGUCAACUGACUGUAGGGUCUUGUAUUAAAAAUCAAGACAUUUAAUUCAACAGAUUGUUUCACUCUGUAGACAAUAUAUGAAUUUGUUUACAUUUAUUAUUAGAUUCACUGUAAUAGCCCAUUUGAAAACCAUAAGAUACUCAGUCCUU